Rubroshorea leprosula is the source of this 676-nucleotide messenger RNA. The record is from the annotation of a GenBank genome assembly. Lineage: Eukaryota; Viridiplantae; Streptophyta; Magnoliopsida; Malvales; Dipterocarpaceae.
GAGAUAUCACAGAGACACAAGGAGAAGAUCUAAUGGAGGGAACAAGGGAGACCCGUAAUGGAAGAUUAAGGCGCAGCAGCAAGCUUAAGAGGACUCUGAAGAGGACGAAAGCCAAAGCUGCUGCUGCCAAGUUGGAGAUAAUCCGCGUGAGAGAGGAAACGGCGGGAAUGGUUGCUGCAAUGGGGGACCUCAAACUCGAGAUCGACUUGUUGAAGCCAGCGCUCCGCCAGCAUUCUGAAGACACGCUUCUUAUCUCAGAAGCAGUAGGCAGUGUUGCUCAGAUUAUCCUUCAGCUUUAAUUAGCUAAGGAUACAAAAAGACCACCUAUUUUGCUUUGAUGUUCUGUUGUGUCAGGGAUCUAAUCCUCCAUGAUUAAAUCCUAGGUUUAGUGUGUUUUGAUUAAUAAACAACUUGGUUGUGUCCCUUUACUUAUGCACUUUAUAUUAUGUUUGGUUUUAGGUGUUGUUCUACUUCAGCUUCUUCCUAGACUGGAGAUGAGACCAGGGCCCCCUGUCUACCCCUGUCUAGGAGAGUUAUGUUUUUUCCGUUUUGCUGGUCUUUUUGGUUAGACUGCAGAUUUUGGGUUGUUUUCUCAGUUUAUUAUUGUAAAAUCUGCAUUUCUUAAUGCGUUUCGACACCAUGGUUGAAUCCUUAAAGUGACGAAUUUUUAUUUUUA